UUCCGAGCUGCGGGCAGGAAGAGAGGCAGCGCGCCGCCUCGGCAGCCUGCGCGCGGCCCAGGCGGACCGACCAGGGACGGAAGGACAGACCGACGUCGCCGAAGCUGGAACCAUGUGAGGGCCAACCCGGGAAGGUGUCCUCGAUGAGAGCUCAGAGGAUCUGUCCCCUCACCCUCGCCUUACUCAGAAUGGAACAGAGGCGGCCCUGGCCACGGGCCCCAGAGGUUGACAGCUGGUCAGUGGUCUUACUUUCAGUGGUCUGGGUGCUGCUGGCUCCUCCGGCGGCUGGCGUGCCUCAGUUUAGCACCUUCCACUCUGAGAACCGUGACUGGACCUUCAACCACUUGACCGUCCACCGGGGAACCGGGGCUGUGUACGUGGGGGCCAUCAACAGGGUAUACAAGCUGUUGGGCAAUCUGACCAUGCAGGUGGCUCACAAGACAGGACCAGAGGAGGACAACAAGUCUUGCUACCCACCUCUCAUUGUGCAGCCCUGCAGCGAGGCGCUCACCCUCACCAACAACGUCAACAAGCUGCUCAUCAUUGACUACUCCGAGAACCGUCUGCUGGCCUGUGGAAGCCUCUACCAGGGGGUCUGCAAGCUGCUGAGGCUAGAUGACCUCUUCAUCCUGGUGGAGCCGUCCCACAAAAAGGAGCACUACUUGUCCAGCGUGAACAAGACAGGCACCAUGUACGGGGUGAUUGUGCACUCCAAAGAUGAGGAUGGCAAGCUCUUCAUUGGCACCGCCGUGGACGGAAAGCAAGAUUACUUCCCGACCCUGUCCAGCCGGAAGCUGCCCCGCGACCCUGAGUCCUCAGCCAUGCUCGACUACGAGCUACACAGUGAUUUUGUCUCCUCUCUUAUCAAGAUCCCCUCAGACACCCUGGCCCUAGUCUCCCACUUUGACAUCUACUACAUCUAUGGCUUCGCCAGCGGGGCUUUCGUCUACUUCCUCACCGUCCAGCCUGACACCCCCGAGGGCGUGGCCAUCAACUCCGCUGGUGAUCUCUUCUACACCUCACGCAUUGUGCGGCUCUGCAAGGAUGACCCCAAGUUCCACUCGUAUGUGUCCCUGCCUUUUGGCUGCACGCGGGCUGGAGUGGAAUACCGCCUCCUGCAGGCCGCUUACCUGGCCAAGCCUGGGGACUCCCUGGCCCAGGCUUUCAACAUCAGCAGGCAGGAUGACGUGCUUUUCGCCAUCUUCUCUAAAGGACAGAAGCAGUAUCACCACCCGCCUGACGACUCUGCCCUCUGUGCCUUCCCCAUCCGUGCUGUCAACCUGCAGAUCAAGGAGCGCCUUCAGUCCUGCUACCAGGGUGAGGGCAACCUGGAGCUCAACUGGCUGCUGGGGAAGGAUGUCCAAUGCACCAAGGCGCCCGUCCCCAUCGAUGACAACUUCUGUGGACUGGACAUCAACCAGCCUCUCGGAGGCUCGACUCCAGUGGAGGGCCUGACCCUGUACACCACCAGCCGUGACCGCAUGACCUCUGUGGCCUCCUAUGUCUACAAUGGCUACAGUGUGGUUUUUGUGGGGACGAAGAGCGGCAAGCUGAAGAAGAUUCGGGCAGAUGGUCCCCCCCAUGGUGGGGUCCAGUAUGAGAUGGUCUCUGUGCUCAAAGAUGGGAGCCCCAUCCUCCGGGACAUGGCUUUCUCCAUUGAUCAGCGCUACCUGUAUGUCAUGUCCGAGAGACAGGUCACCAGGGUCCCUGUGGAAUCCUGCGAGCAGUACACGACUUGUAGGGAGUGCCUGAGCUCGGGGGACCCUCACUGUGGCUGGUGCACCCUGCACAGCAUGUGCUCCCGCAGGGACAAGUGCCAGCGGGCCCGGGAACCUCAUCGAUUUGCUGCUAACAUCAGCGAGUGCCUGAGCCUUGAGGUGCAUCCCAGCAGCAUCUCAGUGUCUGAGCACAGCUGCUCGCUCAACCUCAUUGUGAGUGAUGCCCCCGACCUGUCUGCAGGAGUCGCCUGCGCCUUCGGGAACCUGACAGAGGUGGAGGGACAGGUGUCCGGGAGCAAGGUCGUCUGCAUCUCCCCUGGACCCAAGGACGUCCCUGUUAUCCCUCUGGAUCAAGACUGGUUUGGGCUAGAGUUGCAGCUGAGAUCCAGAGAGACAGGGAAGAUAUUUGUCAGCACCGAGUUCAAGUUCUACAACUGCAGCGCCCACCAACUGUGCCUGUCCUGUGUGAACAGCGCCUUCCGUUGCCAUUGGUGCAAGUACCGCAACCUCUGCACUCAUGACCCCACCACCUGUUCUUUCCAGGAGGGCCGCAUCAAUGUUUCAGAGGACUGUCCCCAGCUAGUGCCCACGGAGGAGAUCCUGAUACCCGUCGGGGAGGUAAAGCCAAUCACUCUUAAGGCCCGAAACCUACCGCAGCCUCAGUCCGGCCAGCGAGGCUAUGAGUGCGUCCUCAACAUCCAAGGGGCCAUCUACCGUGUCCCUGCCCUGCGCUUCAACAGCUCCAGCGUCCAGUGCCAGAACAGCUCGUACCAGUACGACGGGAUGGACAUCAGCAGCCUGGCCGUGGACUUUGCCGUGGUGUGGAAUGGCAAUUUCAUCAUCGACAACCCUCAGGACCUGAAAGUCCACCUCUACAAGUGUGCAGCGCAGCGCCAGAGCUGCGGCCUCUGUCUGAAGGCCGACCACAAGUUUGAGUGCGGCUGGUGCAGUGGCGAGCACAGGUGCACCCUCCGCCAGCACUGUUCCAGCCCCUCCAGCCCCUGGCUCGACUGGUCCAGUCACAAUGUCAAGUGCUCCAACCCCCAGAUCACCGAGGAGAAGACAGUGAGGCUCAGAGAAAUGGAGUAACUUGCCCAAGCUCCCACAGCUGAUGAGUGACAGAGCCAGUACUCCAGCUCAUAUUUAUUUAAUUAUAAAACCAUUUUUAAAGUCUUCACAGUUUGCCCGAAUAACAUAAAAUUUCCUUCCUUGAAUAUUCGGACCUGUCUGGGAUGGUACAGACCAGAUAGGAGCCUCUCGGUGGUGCAAGCUGAAAGGUUUGAGUCCACCCAGAGGUGCCUCAGAAGAAAGGCCUGGCAAUCUACUGCCAAAACAAAUUAGCCCUUAAAAACCCUAUGGUUGGAAGCUGGCAAAAUUGUCACGAAAGGAGAGACUAGAAGGGCUGACUCAUUAGGGGGAGAGCAAGUGGGAGUACGGAGUAAGGUGUAUAUAAACUUAUAUGUGACAGUUUGAUUUGAUUUGUAAACGUUCACUUGAAGCUCAAUAAAAGUUAAUAAAAAAAAAAAAAAACCCUAUGGAGCACAGUUCUACUCUGACAUGCAUGAGAUCACCAUGGGUUGUUAAUUAUUUUUUCUGUAGGCAAGUAGAUGCAGAUCCAUCCAGAUGGCCAUGCGUCCCUCAGGAGCGUAGCACUGGGGGAGAGUGUGUGCGCAUUCCACAUCAAGGAGGAGGCUGGUAGAGGGUGUGGACACUGCCUCUCAAAGAUCGGCCUCGUCAUCCCAUUGUAGUCUUUGAUGUGGCCGUGACUUCUACUGGAUUCCUCCUCUGUCUUUAUCUUGCCAGAAGACGAGGCUUGCAAGGGUUGUGGUGGUGCCCCUGCCCUGCCCUGAGACAGCCCCCAGGGCUCCGUGCCUUCUCUGGGAUUCUAGUGAUUUCUGGCCACUGCUGCCUGGAGAACCUGCAGGGUUGUGUAAUUCUUGCUGUGGCGGUUGUCAGUCUCCACAUCCCUGCGCAUCUGCAGUGUGAUGGAGCUUAAAUGAGGCAGGGGCUGGCCUCCAUCAGCACUUCCCACCUCCACCAACCCCAGCUGCUGCCCCUCUGACUCUCCAACAGGCCGGGGCCCCUUCCCAGCCCCAAGGCAGGCUUCGGCCCUGCUCGCUGACCUGGGACUGACAGGCUGCUCCGUUCACUGAGGACACCUAAGCUACAUGGAGGCUAAUUAGCCCCCUGAGGUAAUUAGGCUGUAAUUGAUUUCCCCAGGCGACAUAUCAGCAGGAGUCUGACGCCCCCAACAGUAGUGUCUCCUGCUGGUGUUUCUCAAGUAAAGCUCCUGAGAAAUGAGAGAGAGUCUUUAAAAAAAAAAAAAAAGGGAGAGACAAAUCCCUGCUGUGUCCCAGGCCACUCUGGGGGACAUGUGGGGGUGUCCAGGCCUGGGACUUUGCAAGACCUUCUCAGUCGCUGGUGUCUGGAGCCAUCUCCUUUCCUUCUGCAUCUUCUCUGGUCCCUGUAACAGUCAUUUUUUUUUAACUUUUCACUUUUUGAAAUAAUUUCACACUUACAAAAAGGUACAGAAAUAGUACAAAGAACUUUCAUAUACCCUUCAUCCAGGUGCUCCAAAAUUAACAUAACCCCAGUGCGAUUAUCAAAAUUAGGAAAUUAGCAUUGAUACAAUACCACCAUCUAAUACAUGUGCCUUACUCACGUUUUCCCGGUUGUCCCCUUGAUGUCCUUGUUCUACUCCAGGGUCCCAUCCAGGAUCACAUGUUACACCUUACUGUCCUGAUGCCUGAGUCUUGUAACUCCCCGUCUUCCUUUGUCUUUCAUGACUUCAACGCUUUUGAAGAGUGCUGGCCAGUUAUUUUGUAGAAUGUUUCUCAGUUUGGAUUUGGCUGAUGUUUCCUCACAAUUAAAUUCAGGUUAUGUGUUUUUGGAGCACUAAAAAAAAGUAUUUGGUAUGUGUCAAAAGGCACAAACUCCCAAUGGCCAGCCAAAUCAUAAAUAAUGUGAAUAACAAAAUAAUAAUAACAAUGGGCUAUCACCCAUAGAAUAAAAUAAGAACCCACAGCCCUUAUUGCAAGUGAGUUAAUACAGAAUGGGAGCAACAAAGCUCUCCUCACACAGGAGUGCCAUGAGUAAAUGUAGAGGAGACAUGAAAAGAGAAUAUCACCAUUUGGCAGCCUUCGUGGCAAUAAUUGCUUCAGGCAAGGAUGAUCAAUGGAUGCUAAAAUUAGUGGAAGAAAGUAUGAUGAAAACAGGAUAUUUACGUAGUCUCCCUUUUUUUUUUUUCAAGGUAUUUCCUCACAAGAUACUUCUUAAUUACAACAGAUAAAAAUAGUAGCUUUACAGUGAAGGAACCUGGUAGGCACCACCUUAACCAGGUGAUCGAAGUUAACAUCAUCAAAAACAGGAAAACCAACCUCCUGUGGCUCCUGGUAGGGUGCCCUGACAAGGGCACGGCCUCAUUUCUAUGGCAUUUUUAACCAAAAAUGCAUCAUCUGUUAAAAGUUGCCUUUUUUGUUGUUGUUAAAAGUUACUUUUAAGAAGAAUCAACUCAUUUGCUUUUCCCCGCUUUCUCAACUGAUUCCUUGACGUUGGUAUAGGUCUUUUUGCCAGUUCAACAUUUUCCACGUGUACAAUUCAGUGACACCAAUUACAUUAAUCAUAUUAUGCAACGAGCACCAGUAUCCAUCGCCAGGUUGCCACCACCAUAAAGAGAAACUCAGUGCUGCCUGCAAGGUGAUCCUUCCUGCCCGUGUAACCACUAACAGAAUCUGUCUCCAUAUACGUUUGCCUAUUUAGCCACUUCCUGUCAUAAGAGCUUCUUCUUAAACCAUGUUAAAUCAUCAGAAUUCUAUGAGGUAUAUUAUUCCUCGUCUCUAGCCUUUAUCUUCAAAAUGUGUUCCCCCAUUAGGGCAAGCCUGUACGCACACAAAGCCAUUUACUACGUAGAUCCUCCUUGAGAGCUGAGAAGAGGGCUGCAUGAUAGCCUGUGGUGGCAGAAUUUCCAAUCCUGGAAAUAGCUGGGGGCUAGAAUGGGAGCUGUGUUGCCUGUAAUCAGGGAAAUAAAUACAGUGACCUCAAAAGGGCUCUACCUUAGGAAAAGGAGUGGGCUCCAGCUUAGCUGGAUGAACAGCUGUAUUCUUCCUUAACCCCUCCCUACCCCCACUGUCUCCGUGGCAACCGAGCCCACCCCUGGAGACCCAUCUUUUAUGGCAGCUUCAUGUAGGACAAGUUGUACAGCCUAUUGAAUUUCCCAGUUUGCAUAAACUUCAGGUUAGCACCCCCUCAGGACUCACCGUCUGCUCCUUCUCAGCCGACUCGUGGUGUGAUAAUGACGUUGUCCCCCGUGGGAAGUAUCCCAGCCUGUUCCCAUUCCAGCUGUCACCCCUGGCAUCUGUGCACGUGUCACCUGUUCGACCCCAGGAACAGGACAGUAGAGAGGACUGGAAAGCCCACUAGCUGCCUGCCCACCAUGUUUCCGUUCUUCCUGGCCUGCGCUUCAGGACCUGCUGGAGCCUCAAAGAGGAGGAUCUAGGAGCCACCCGCUAAAAUGGAAGGUGCACAGAAACACUUCCCAAGGAGCAAUGAGACGGCAGGACCCAGCUGGAAGGAGAGACAGCCAAACAUACUCUCACGAAGAGGAACUUGGGAGCGGGUAUAGGGACUUUGGAACUAAUACGGCAGAGGUCUCUACUCCAAGUGAGUGUUCUGAGCAGAGGGAGAAGACAUCACUGUCCCAAAGAAAUUGAUUUACACAUUAACCAAAUGUUUAAUAAGUGAUUACUGUAUACCAUGCACUGUGCCAGGCUGGGAAACUGUCACUUGGAUGGGUGAGUCCAAUUAAGAGCUAUGGCGGCUAAUCAAAAGGUCUGCAGUUCGAAUCCACCAGGUGCUUCUUGGAAAAUCUAUGGGGCAGUUCUCCUCUGUCCUAUAGGGUUGCUGAGUCAGAAUUAACUUGAUGGCAAUGGGUUUGUUAUUUUUUCUUUGGUUUGGGUGAAGAGGCAGGGAGAUACCAGCCUCUCCCAGCAUAGCCGCAGGCUAUUUUGGAACACUGGCCACCUUGAGGGGGCUACAAACUGCCUGUAGGUCGCUCUGCUUCCUCCUAGGGUUUAGGAUGAAAACUUCUAACCUACAUCCCCGUUACAGUUGUCUCCUAUAUAGAAAGAAGACACUAGCAGGGACCUAAGCCUCCACAGCUAACUUGGAAACUCACCUCAGGCCAGAGGCAUGAAUAGACUAAAAAUAAAUCAAUAACCAAACAUCUUGUGAUUGCGUUGAUUCAGACUCAUGGCAACCCCAUGUGUUAUAGAGUAGAAUUGCUUCAUACAGUUUUCUUGGCUGUAAUCUUAACAGAAGCAGGUCAUCAGGCCUUUCUUUUGCAGUGCCACUGGGUAGGUUUGAACCACCAACUUUUAGAUAGUUGUUGUUAGGUGCCAUAGAGUCAAUAUGGACUCAUAGCGACCCUAUGCACAACAGAAUGAAACACUGCCUGGUCCCGCACCACCCUCACAAUCAUUGCUAUUGUUUGAGCCUGUUGUUGUAACCACCGUGUCGAUCCAUCUCAUCAAGGGUCUUCCUCUUCUUCACUGACCCUAUAAUUUACCAAGCAUGAUGUCCUUCCCCAGUAACUGGUCCCUCCUGAUAACAUGUCCAAAGUACAUGAGACAAAGUCUUGCCAUUCUCACUUCCAAGGAGCAUUCUCGCUGUACUUCUUCCAAGACAGAUUUGUUUGUUCUUCUGGAAGUCCAUAGUAUAUUCAAUAUUCUUUGUCAACACCAUAAUUCAAAGGCAUCAAUUCUUCUUCAAUCUUCCUUAUUCAUAGCCCAUCUUUCACAUGCAUUUGAGGUGAUUGAAAACACCAUGGUUUGGGUCAGGUGCACCUUAGUCCUCAAGGUGACAUCUUUGCUUUUCAACACUUUAAAGAGGGCUUUUACAGCGGAUUUGCCCAGAGCAAUAUGUCAUUUGGUUUCUUGAGUGCUGCUUCCAUGGGUGUUGAUUAUAUAUCCAAUUAACAUGAAAUCCUUGAAAACCUCAAUCUCCUCUCCGUUUAUCAUGAUGUUGCUUAUUGGUCCAGUUGGGAGAAUUUUUGUUUUCUUUAUGUUGAGGUAUAAUCCACACUGAAGGCUGUGGUUUUUGAUCUUCAUCAGUAAGUGCUUCAAAGUCCUCUUCACUUUCAGCAAACAAGGUUAUAUCAUCUGUAUAUUACAAAUUGUUAAUGAGUCUUCCUCCAAUCCUGAUGCCAUGUUCUUCUUCAUAUAGUCCAGCUUCUUGGGUUGUUUGCUCAGCAUAUAGAUUGAAUAAGCAUGGUGAAAGGAUACAACCCUGCUGCACACCUUUUCUGAUUUUAAAUCACACAGCAUCCCCUUGUUCGGUUCGCAGGACUGCCUCUUGGUCUAUGUACAGGUUCCAUAUUUAAGUGUUCUGGAAUUUCCAUUCUUCCCAAUGUUAUUUGUAAUUUUUUAUGAUCCACACAGUUGAAUGCCUUUGCACAGUCACUAAAACACAGCAUGAAAAACUGACAGACGAGUGGUGGUGAAGUUAGUAGUCAAGUGCAAAUCAUCUGUUCCACCCAGGCACCAUGACUGAAUUAGUCACAUUCUAAUUCUGGUUGUCUUCAUAAUAAUAGCUCUUCUUUAACAAGACUAUGCUGUACUGAGACCUCUGCACUUUGCCUACCUGCUUCUCCCAAAAACCCUGCAGGGUAGCUGUUGUUAUACUCAUUUGAAGGUUUGGGGAAUGGGGCUUAGGAAAGCAAACAAUCAGUGGCACAGCAGAGAUUCAAUAUCAAUUCCUUCUGACUCCAGAAUGUAGACUCACCCGCCCACACCAUGCUGCCUCCCUUGGUCAGAAGAAUGGAGGGGCAUUCCUUGGCUAUACACUCUCCUACCUCACCUCGCCCCAAGUCUAUUGAGAAAAAUAUCUGUUUCCAGGAUCAGAAUCCUCUGGGAACAUACCAGGAGACUCCAGUCAAACUAGGAUCUUUGGCUAUCCUUUGUUUUAAGCCUUAGAAUAGACUCCAUCUAUCUGUCCUCCUCCUCCACACGUCUAUCAGUUUGUCCUACUGUGGGGGCUUCUGUGUUGCCGUGAUGCUGGGAGUUAUUCCACCGGUAUUCAAAUAUCAUCAGGGUCACCCAUGGCAGACAGGUUUCAGCUGAGCUUCCAGACCAAGAUAGACUAGGAAGAAGGAUCCAGCAGUCUACUUCUGAAAAGAGUUAGCCAGUGAAAACCUUAUGAAUAGCAGUGGAACACUGUCUGAUACCGUGCCAAAAGAUGAGCCCCUCAGGUUGGAAGGCACUCAAAAGACUUCUGGGGAAAAGCUGCCUCCUCAAAGUAGAGUCGACCUUAAUGAUAUGGAUAGAAUCAAGCUUUAGGGACCUUCAUUUACUGAUGUGGCAUGACUCAAAGUGAAAAGAGACAGCUGCAAACAUCCAUUAAAAAUCAGAACCUGGACUGUAAGAAAUAGAAUUGAGGAAAAUUGGAGAUCGUCAAAAAUGGAUCACAUAAACAUCGAUAUCCUAUGCAUUAGUGAGCUGAAAUGGACUGGAAUUGGUCAUUUUGAAUUAAACAAUCAUAUGGUCUACUAUGCCAGGAACGACAACUUAAAGAGGAAUGGCAUUGCAUUCAUCGUCUCAAAGAACAUUCUUUUUGCUCUGUCCUAAAGUACAGUGCUGUCAAUGAUAGGAUAAUAUCCAUACGCCUACAAGGAAGACCAGUUAAUACGACUAUUAUUCAAAUUUACAAGCCAACCACUAAAGCCAAAGAUGAAGAAAUUGAAGAUUGUGACCAACUUCUGCAGUCUGAAAUUGAUCAAACAUACAAUCAGGAUGCACUGAUAAUUAUUGGUGAUUGGAAUGUGAAAGUUGGAGACAAAGAAGAAGGAUCCGUAGUUGGAAAAUAUGGCCUUGGUGAUAGAAACUAUGAUUGAAUUUUGCAAGACCAAUGACUUCUGCAUUGCAAAUACCUUUUUUCACCAACAUAAACAGCAACUAUACUCACGGACCUCGCCAAAUGGAAUACACAGGAAUCAAAUCAACUACAUUUGUGAAAAGAGAUGAUGGAAAGGUUCAAUAUUAUCAGUCAGAACAAGGCCAGGGGCUGACUGUGGAACAGACCAUUAGUUAUUCUUAUGCAAGUUCAAAUUAAUACUGAAGAAAAUUAGAACAAGUCCAUGACCCUGAGUAUAUUCCACCUGAAUUUAGAGAUCAUCAAGAAUAGAUUUGAUGCGUUGAACACUAAUAACCGAAGACCAGAUGAGUUGUGGAAUGACAUCAAGGACAUCAUACUUGAAGAAAGGAAGAGGUCGUUAAAAAGACAGGAAAGAAAAGACCUAAAUGGAUGUCAGAAGAGACUCUGAAACUUGCUGUUGAAUGUGAAGAAGCUAAAGCAAAAGGAAAAAAUGAUGAAGUAAAAGAGCUGAACGGCAGAUUUCAAAGAGCAGCUCAAGAAGACAAAGUAUUUUGAUGACCUGUGCUGAAACCUGGAGAUAGAAAACCAAAAGGGAAGAACACACUCAGCAUUUCUCAAGCUGAAAGAACUGAAGAAAAAAUUCAAGCCUCAAGGUGCAACAGUGAAGGAUUAGAUGAGGAAAACAUUAAAACAACGCAGGAAGUAUUGAAAGAAGAUGGAAGUAAUACACAGAGUCACUGUACCAAAAAGAAUUGGUCAGCGUUCAACCAUUUCAGGAGGUAACAUAUGAUUAGAAACCAAUGGAAGUGCUCACCCGUCUAUGCCAAGAAAUUUGGAAGACAGCUACCUGGCCAACUGACUGGAAGAGAUCCAUAUUUAUGCCCAUUCCCAAGAAAGGUGAUCCAACUGAAUGCAGAAAUUAUCAAACAAUAUCAUUAAUAUCACACACAAGCAAAAUUUUGGUGAAGAUCAUUCAAAAGUGGCUGCAGCACUAUAUUGACAGGGAACUGCUAGAAAUUCAAGCUGAAUUUAGAAGAGGACGUGGAACCAGGGAUAUCAUUGCUAAUGUCAGAUGGAUCCUGGCUGAAAGCAAAGAAUACUAGAAGGAUGUUUACCUGCGUUUUAUUGACUAUGCUAAAGCAUUUGGCUGUAUGGAUCAUACCAAGUUAUGGAUAACAUUGCGAAGGGUGGGAAUUCCAGAACAUUUAAUUAUGCUGAUGAGGAAUCUGUACAUGGAUCAAGAGGCAGUUGUUGGAACAGAACAAGGGGAUACUGCAAGGUCAGGAAAGGUGUGCGUCAGUUGUGUCCUUUCACCAUACCUAUUCAGUCUGUAUGUGAACAAAUAAUACAAGAAACUGGACUCUAUGAAAAAGAACAGGGCAUCUGGAUUGGAGGACGACUCAUUAACAACCUGCAAUAUGCAGAUGACACAACCUUCCUUGCUGAAAGUGAAGAAGACUUUGAAGCACUUACUGAUGAAGAUCAAAAACCACAGCCUUCAGUAUGGGUUACACCUCAACAUAAAGAAAACAAAAAUUCUCCCAACUGGACCAAUAAGCAACAUCAUGAUAAACGGAGAGGAGAUUGAGGUUUUCAAGGAUUUCAUUAUACUUGGAUCUACAGUCAACAACCAUGGAAGCAGCACUCAAGAAAUCAAAUGAUGUAUUACAUUGGGCAAAUCUGCUGCAAAGGACGUCUUUAAAGCUUUGGAAAGCAAAGAUGUCACAUUGAGGACUAAGGUUCACCUGACCCAAGCCAUGGUGUUUUCAGUCACCUCAUAUGCACUUGAAAGCUGGACAGUGAAUAAGGAAGACUGAAGAAGAAUUGAUGCCUUUGAAUUGUGGCAUUGGCAAAGAAUACUGAUUAUACCAUGGAAUUCCAAAAGAAUAAACAAAUCUAUCUUGGAAGAAGUACAACCAGAAUGGUCCUUAGAAGCAAGGACGGCGAGACUACGUGUCACAUACUUUGGACAUGUUAUCAGGAGGGAUCAGUUCCUGAAGAAGGACGUCAUGCUUGGUAAAGUAAAGGGUCAUGAAAAAAGGGGAAGACCCUCAAUGAGAUGGAUUGACACAGUGGCUGCAGCAGUGGGUUCAAAUAUAGCAACAACUGUGUGGAUGGCGCAGGACUGGGCAGUGUUUCGUUCUGCUGUGUAUAGGGUCACUAUGAGUAGGUACCGACUGUGCGGCACCUAACAACAACUUCUGUCUUCCUGGAAUGCUGGUUGAGCAGUGGUUAAGAGAUUGGCUGCUAACCAAAAAGUCUGGCAGUUCGAAUCCACCAUCCGCUUCUUGGAAACCCUAUGGGACAGUUCUACUCUGUCUCAUAGGGUUGCUAUGAGUUGGAAUCACCUCGGUGACAAUGGGUUUAACUGUCUUCCUAAAUGUAACCCGUUGCUGUUGAAUCAGUUCCUAAAUGUUGGCGGUUCAAACUCACCCAGUGGCACUGCAGAAGAAAGGAAGGCCUGAAGAUUUGCUCAUGUAAAGGUUGUUGUUGUUGGGUACUGUUGAGUUGAUUCCAACUCAUAGGGACCCAGUAGAACAGAGUAGAACUGUCCAUAGGGUUUCCAAGGCUGUAAUCUUCACAUAAGCAGAGUGCCACAUUUUUCCCGUGUGUUCCUGAAGUCACCUGCCACAUUGCCCAGUAAGGCCACACUGAUUUAAGGAGUGGGGGCCACUGGUCGCUAUGAUUCAAAAUCGACUCAAAGGCAGUGGGUUUUCCAUUUACUUCUGCAUAGAUUCUCUAUUGAUGUCUCUGAGUAGUGCAGUUAAUGCAUUCAGCUGCUAAUGAAAGGUUGGAGGUUCAAGUGUACCCAGAGGGGCCUUGGAAGAAAGGCCUGGUGUUGUACUUUCAAAAAAUCACCAUUGAAAACCCUGUAGAGCACAGUUUUACUCAGACAUGCCAUGAGUCAGGGUCAAUUUGGUGGCAGCUGGACCUUUAACUUCUCUAUUAAUUGGUUUUUCAAUUUCAGUAACUUCUCCCAACACCUCACUAGCUCGUGCUUCCAGGCCAAAAAUCAAACCCACUGCCAUUGUGUUGAUUCCAGCUCAUAGCAACCCUGUAGGACACAGUAGAACUCCCCUUAGGGUUUCCUAGGCUGUAAAUCUUCAUGGAAGCAGACUGCCACAUCUUUCUUCCACGGAGCAGGUGGGAGGUUUGAAACGCCGACCUUUCAGUUAGCAGCCAGGCAUUUAACCACUGUACCACCUGGGCUCCUAGCCCAUGCUUAAAAAUAUAUAUAUAUAUAUAAAUUCUCUUUAACAUUAUCUUAGGUACAUGUAACUGAGAAAGAAAAUCACUUGUAGAAAACCUUGUAAGUUGUCCUCUGAAGCCAAGCAUUAGUGGUUUUUGUUGGUAUGAUACCUUGAGAUGUUCUGUAACUCCUGCUUCCUCCUGCCCUCCACUUGCUCAAAUAAUUUUUUUUUUCUUGCAUUCUCUCUGAUGCAAAUGCAUUUGUAAAACUGUUUUGAGAGCUGGGACAUUUAUAAGUAUUUAUCUGCAAGGCUGCACCAACUUUCUUUAGGAAGGCUGAAAGCUGCCUGCCUGGGGCCAGAGCAACUCGCUGCAAAGUUACCAACAAAGAAGUAAAUAAGUCCGCCAGCUUCCUAGAGAAACAAGCCGGCACUCCAGUCUCCCGUUCAUUUAUUUUCAGGCCUCAUUAAUAUAACAUCACUGCAACAAACAGCUGACGGGGGAUGGUGUCAGGGUGAGUGAUGAACUUGCUCUGCUCAGAUAACAAUUAGGCUUGAACGCCCUAGCAGCUGAGACAGAGCUAGCACGCAUGCACGCCAGGAGGGAGAGCUGGCCCUGCCGAUGCCAUAGACCCCUGCAGAGCUCGUCAGCUGGGCCCCACCUGCCGUGAGGAGUACCCCCACCACACGCCCACACAGCACACACACACACACACACACACACGCAUCCCACAAAUUGGAAAAUACAGUUGGCUUUCUUGGACCCAGCAUCCAGGUGUCUUUGGGAGCCAGGAUGGGAUAGAAACUUGCAGGCAGGAAGUGGGCAUCACUGCCCUCUGAAGUCUGGAAAACACUGCGCAGCGGGGAAGGAGUAAUGCCCUGGAGAGCUUUAGCUGUCUGCACACCCUUGGCUUGUCCUCACUGCUGGCCCUGAUUAGGGGCUGCUUGGGGCAGGACCCUCCUGAAAGCCCAGUCUCAGUCACAGAAGCUUUCCCAACAAAGUGUGAUCAUCAGUGGGGGAACCCCUUCUUCGGCUGCUCUGGAAGACUGGGGUAUCCGUCUCUCCCAUCUUCUCUUCCAAAUACCCAGUCUAAGGUCCUGACAGGCUGCCGGUGGCAAGAUCUGCCAAGCCCGACCCCGUCUGAGAGGCUGACCUGGCUGUGCCAGCAAUCUCUGCACCAGCCACUUCCCCUGCGGGGGUCAGGCUGUCUGCCCCUGCCAGACAAAGCCUCCAUCUGCGUAAGAGACUUGUAAAAACGCAGCCACCUUUCCUCUGGACUUCAGGUAGCUUGACUCCUGUUCUGAUUUCUUAAUACUAACAGGAAAAAUAACAGCUAAUGUUGACUGAAUGAUCCCCUUGUACCUAGCACUGCAUUAUAACACCAGUUCGUACCAGUUGCUGGCUGUCAAGUGGACUGACUCAGGGCAAGCCCGUGUGUUUUCAGUGGAUGAUUUUUGGAAGUAGAUCACCAGGCCUUUCUUCUGAGGCACAUCUGGGUGGACUCAAACUUCCAGUCUUUUUGUUUGUAGCCAAGCACAUUAACUCUUUGCACCACCCAUGGUCUCCAGUACUGAACUUAGUACCUCGUCUCAUUUAGACCUCACUGCAACUUCUAUGAAGUAGGAGCUAUUUGUAUCAUUAGCCCUAUUGUACAGAUGUAGAAACUGAGGUGCUGUGAGAAGAGAGAGCUUUCUUGAAGUCACUUGGCAGUAAGUUUUGGAACCAGGGUUUAACCCUCAGCUGCUUGACUCUAGAGCCCACUCGUUUGACCACUGUAGUACCCUUCUUCUGUUCCCUGAGCUCACUCAGAACUCGAAAUCUCUAGGGCUAGAGGAAGAAAAAGCUAGCUGCAGAGAUGGGAAGGCCAGUAGUCCCCACUGCUGGCAUCAUCUGUGGAGCCUGGACAUGUGCAGGGAGAGAUGACGGGCAAAGCCAAGGGGAGAGCAGAUGUGCAGUGGAGCAGGGGCACAGAGAAGGGAGGAAUGGAAGAGCAGUUAAAAAAAAAAAACCAAACCCAUUGCCAUCGAGUCAAUUCCGACUCAUAGUGACCCUAAAGAACAGAGUAGAACUGCCUCAUAGUUUCCAAGGAGCGCCUAGUGGAUUCGAACUGCUGACCCUUUGGUUAGCAGCUGUAGCACUUAAGCACUACACCACCAGGGUUUCCAGGAAGAGCAGUUAAGAGAGAGGAAAUAGCAUAAGUACAGGCAGCAACCAGCAAAUCCGACUCCAGAGCUCCUUGGAAAGCAGCCAGAUAUAGCCUUCGUAAGGGAAAGGUGCUUGGGGUCCAGAGAGCAGGAUGGGGCAUGGGUUCCAUAUGGUGGAUAAUCCGGGACUCCUUCCCACGGAAGGAGGGUGAUCAGCUCAGGCUUGGGAGUUACUUAGACCUGGCUGCGUUCUGCACUCACUGUGCAAUUUGAGCAAGUUACUGAACCUCUCUGGGACUCUAUUCCCUCGUCUGUAAAAUGAAAAUGGUAAUAGUACCACCUUCAUAGCUUGUUUUGAGCCCUAAAUGGGAUAAAACAUGUAAAGCCAUUGGAACAAUGCCUGCCUCAUCAGAAGCACUUACUAAAUGAAGAAACGGUAACCGUUGUUACCAGAAUCUUUAAUAACCCGGACCUAACGCCCUGCUUCUGCCAUUUCUCCUGCUGUCUCUGUUGUUGUUGUGUGCUGUUGAGUCAAUUCCCAUUAAUAGCAACCCUAUAGGAUGGAGUAGAAUUGCCUCAUAGGAUUUCCUAGGCUAUAACCUUUAUAGGAGCAGACCAACAUGUUUCUUCUCCAGUGGAGGUGCUCGUGGGUUCAAACCAUGACCCUUUUGGUUAGCAACUGAGUGCUUAACCAUUAUCCCACCAGGGCUCCUUGCUGUCUCUAUGAAAACAAACAAAAAGAAAACCCAUUGCCCUCGAGUAGAUUCCAAUUCAUAGUGACCCUAUAGGAUAGAGUAGAGCUGCCCCAUAGGGUUUCCAAGGAGCGGCUGAUGGUUAGCAGCUGAGCUCUCAACCACUAUGCCACCAGGGCUGUCUCUAGUAACUAGGGGAUAUCUAGUGCAAACAAUUAUUGCACUCAGCUGCUAACCAAAAGGCUAGAGGUUUGAGUGCACCCAGAGGUGCCUUGGAAGGAAGGCCUGGAGAUCUGCUUCUAAAAACUCAGCCAUUGAAAACCCUAUGGAGCACAGUUCUACUCUUGAUACAUAUGGGGAUGCCAUGAGUCGAAUUCAAGUUUAUGGCAACUGGCUUUCUAGCCAGUGGAAGAGGGGAUCUCCAGGAUAGGAGCUGGGCUUUGUGAGGUUCCCCACCAAACUCCUCUGCCCCCUUAAACCUCUGCCCUAUAGGAGCCCCCCAGCUCUGCCCCUCCAAGGCUCUGCCCCCAUCCCUGCCUGAGUCUAAGCCCAGGAGUGGCCAGCCCAGCACAGCCUGCCAGCACGCUCCCCAGAUUGGCAAGCCCCGGGCUCUCCAGGGUCUCCCGCUCUGCCCCUCCUGCCACCUUUGGAUCUCCCCAGCUGUAAUUAAUCGGCAGCAUCUGCUCUCGCCCUUGGGCGGCUUUGUGGCACAGUUCCCUCCGAACUGUUCAAUUAGUGACUACAAAAAUCAGGCAAGUGUAGCGUCACGGCGGCUGUUUUCCAGGUCAGGGCACCCACAAAGGAAAACAAACAUGAUGGAGCUAGGCAGGGAUAGAGAUUCGGCUGGGGUGCCCCAGGCUCUGCAGGGCUCAGUCAGCAUGUGCUGGCGGCAGGUUGGGUCUGAAUAGUGGCGAACAUGGCUUCCCAAACCAGAAGUUCCAGCAAGCUUUGAGAGGACCCCAACAGAAGACAGGAGCCCCCCAGCUAUUCCGCUUCCAUUGGCAUAUGUGCUGUGGCCUCUGCAUUCCAGCCUUAUCCCAAUCCUGCUGGCCUGAUCAUCCUGGCUUCUGAUGAGCGGAUAAAGAAAGACAUGGCUGAGACUUGGACUAGUCACUUUAUUCAUGGGCAUGGUUGGUGACUGCCUCUGGGGCAGGGUUUUAGGGUUGCUGGACUGAGUCUUCUGCUCUGAAGUGUUUCCCAUAUUUCCUUCUGAACCCUACCAAUCCUUCUACGACCAGUUAAAAAGCCAGUGGUGGUUCAGUGGUAGAAUCUCGCCUUCUCUGCAGGAGAGCCAGGUGUGAUUCACAGCCAGGGCAUCUCAAGCUCAGCCACCACCCACCUGUCAGUGGAGGCUUGUGUGCUGCUGUGAUGCUGAACCAGUUUCAGUGGAGCUUCCAGACUAGGAAGAAAGGCCUGGCGAUCAAGCUCUGAAAAUCAGCCAAUGAAAACCCUAUGAACCGUAAUGGCUUGACCUGCAAAAGAUCAUGGGGAUGGCACAGAACCCAGCAGUGUUCAUUCCAUUGUGCAUGGGUCACCAUGAGUAAGGGAGCCAACUCCAUGGCAGCGAACAACGACAACCCUAAGGCAAGGUAAAAAUAUGACUUCAAGUCCCAUUAAGAUGUAAUUAUGGGUUUCUGUAGGAAGAAGAGAACAGCAGAGUGAAAAUGGGGAAAAGGACCUUAAGGAGGAAAAGAAAACAGAAUGUGGGAAAGAUGCCCAGGGCUUACCCACGUGCCCAGCUCUGCCAGGGGCAGCCUGGUUAAUGACAGGUAUGAUGAGGGAGGAGAAGCCAUCAGUAUAGGCAUUCCCUGCUACUCCUCGGCCAGGCCACGGCUCAAGCCACAAGCCUCGCUUGGGUCACUGUACUCUCCAGGGCUGCGGGGAAAUCCGAGAGUCCAAAGAAAAGCAUCCAAAAUGAUCAAAGGAUUUAGAAAAUAGGAACUUCUGAGAACAGGCUAACAACUGCAGAAGAGCAGGCCAGGGGUGACUUAAUUGCUGCCUUCAGUAUCUGAAAGAUGUUUGAUGGGGAAACUGCUGUUCAGUCCUCCAUUUGAUGAGAAAUGAAACCAGAAAUUGGCUUAAAUUAAAGCCAGGGAGCUGGCAGGAAAGACGUCUUGAUCUUGGUGUGAAGAUACCGCACGGCUCCCAGGCGACACUUGGGCACCUCCACUCUUCCAUUUAUCAGUAAAGAACACAAUUCAUUUCUAGAAUCUGGUUGAGACCAGCGUUUUCCAGUAACAGAGAAAUGGGGAUAUUUAUUGACGGUUGCUCAAUUCCAGCAGUGUACUAAGUAUUAGGUUGCUAAGCAAAAGUGAUACAGUCCUCGUCCCAAGACAGUUAUUGUCUGUGGGAGGGCGGAGCUAAGCAGCCACAGCCCGAUGUGGUGACCACUUUCUUUGAGGUGUCAAGCCAGGGCAGUGGGAACACAGGAACAGGUACCACUAAAUGCACCCAAGGGAGUAAGGGAAGGCCCCACUGAGGAGGUCUUUGGAGCAGGACCUUGCAAGAUGGGUUGGCAUUUGUUGUGGACAUGCUUGACUGGUAGCGGGAACCGCAUGUCACGGGAGCCCUGAAAUCUCUCAGGGAGCACAUGUAGUAGGUGAGAAGAGGGCUGGACCUGAGCUCUGGGGAGCCCCAAGUCAGGGAUGGUCCAAGGAGGAUGCAAGGGGGAGGUUAGCACAGAAUAUAGGGGAGCGCCUCAGUAGUCCCCCUUCACCGCUAGCCAGCAACAGCAGCUGCUCUGAGCUCUUCUGUCCCUCAUCCCCUCCUUUUGAGGUCCACAGAAGAGAACUUAGUUUCCGGGUCCACAGCAGAAUGUGUGUUGAAAAAUGUGGGGGUGAAAUUUAGUUAGUAUCUAGAGAUCUUCCCACAAAGAUCCCAUGUGUUACAGAGAAGAACUGCUCCACGGGGUUUCUUGUCUGUAAUCUCUAAGGAGCCCUGGUGGCAGAACAGUUAAGCGUUCAGCUGCUAGCCGAAAGGUCGGCAGUUCGAACCAGCCAGCUCCUGUAAAGAUUUACAACCUUGGAAACCCUAUGGGGCCACUCUACUAUGAGUCAGAAUCGACUUGACAGUUCACAACAACAGCCUUUACGGAAGCAAAUCUCCAGGACUUUCUUCUGCAUGCCACUAGAUGAGUUUGAACCACAAACCUUUAGGUUAACAACCAAUCUAAAACUGCUUGAAUGAAUGGCAGAGUUUUUUGGUUUAGAGCUCUUCCUAUCUGAUUUCAUAGAUUUUCUUCCCCUUCUCCCUCUCUCCACAUUCCUAAACACACACACACACACACACACACACACACACACAGAGUCCAAACUGUCAAACCAUUUGUUUGCGUGGGUGCCUCAUUCAGAAGUACUUUCCUGGAAGAAUUCAUUGAGUUCUUUGUGAAAUGCUGAACCCACCCCAGGAUGGCUAGUAUCCAGGAAAGGAGAAAUGGCAAGAAGGAAGGGAGAAAAGGAUGAAGACCAUGUUAGACAGGGCCAGUGUCUUCCCAAAUGUAUUCCAGAUGCAAGGGCGCUAAAAAAGCAAAAACCAAACCCACUGCCGUCGAGCCGAUUCCGACUCAUAGCAACCCUAUAGGACAGAGUAGAACUGCCCCACAGAGGUUCCAAGGAGCGCCUGGAGGAUUUGAACUGCCUACCUCUUGGUUAGUAGUUGUAGCACUUAACCACUACGCCACCAGGGUUUCCGUAAUGGUGCUGUCUGGCUCAAAAUAUGCUCCUGUGCAGUGCCUAGAAUCCACAAAGCCAGGCCCGCCCGAGCUCAGGCUGCAGAAACCCCCCAGGCACUCUCCCAUUAGCCCUUCAUCCCUUUGCACCACCAGUCUUCGAAGCUGAGAGUGCUCCCCUGCACUUGUUCUCCUUUCCAACACACAAAAAGAUCCCCAUUGUCUCUGAGCUCCCUACCAACUCCACUGUCCCCCGUUUGUGUGGUCUGGGAAGGUGCGUGGGGAAUGUGACUGUUGUUGGGUGCCAUUGAUUCAGUUCCAACUCAUAGUGACCCUAUCUACAACAGAACAAGACACUGCCCGGUCCUGCGCCAUCCUCACCGUCAUUGUUAUGUGAGAUGGAAUUACCGAUUAUCAAGAUCCACUCUCUAAACCUCUAUACGAGGGAAUUUCCAAAUGUUAUGUCACUUAAUCUUCAUGACACCCCUGUCAGGCAAGCAUUAUCAUCUGUCUUCAGAUGAGGACACUGAGAUUCAAGGUCACAGAGCUUGUAAGUGGCAAGCUGGAAUUCACAUUCAGGUCUGUCUGACUCUAAAAGCCUCUUCCUGCUGCAGACACUGCAGAGCAUUGGGUGGUCUCUCUUCCUGCAGACACUGCGGAGCAUUGGGUGGUCUCUCUUCCUGCAGACACUGCAGAGCAUUGGAUGGUCUCUCUUCCUGCAGACACUGCGGAGCAUUGGGUGGUCUCUCUUCCUGCAGACACUGCAGAGCAUUGGGUGGUCUCUCUUCCUGCAGACACUGCAGAGCAUUGGAUGGUCUCUCUUCCUGCAGACACUGCGGAGCGUUGGGUGGUCUCUCUUCCUGCAGACACUGCGGAGCGUUGGGUGGUCUCUCUUCCUGCAGACACUGCGGAGCAUUGGGUGGUCUCUCUUCCUGCAGACACUGCGGAGCAUUGGGUGGUCUCUCUUCCUGCAGACACUGCGGAGCAUUGGGUGGUCUCUCUUCCUGCAGACACUACGGAGCAUUGGGUGGUCUCUCUUCCUGCAGACACUGCGGAGCAUUGGAGAGUCUCUUUUCCCUGCCCCGCAGUAGCCAGCGGCACCACUAGUAAAACCAAUUGCCAUCGCGUUGACUCCAGCUCAUGGAGCCCCCAUAUGUAUGGCUCCGUGGCUGAUUUCUUGGGAGUAGAUUGCCAAGCCUUUCUUCUGAGAUGCCUCUGGGUGCACUUGAACUUCCAACCUUUGGUUAGCAGUCGAACAUGUUAAGCAUUUGCACUACACAGGGUCCCCAGUCAGCAACACAGGGCCACCUGAAACUGGAAGUCAAGACAUGUGGAUUCUGGCUUACAUUAUGCCAUUUUUAACUCUGUCACUGGGGGAUUCUGUAUAACUCUACCCUGCCCUUUCACCCUCUUCUCUGCUGGAAGUUAACUCUCCCCUCCCCUGCAACCCCACAACUCCUCCAAGGUCCUGAUCUGGAGCAUGCAGUAGCUGGGGUCUCAGCCAACUUGCCUCUUUAUAGACCCAUUUGGAGAGCCAAGUUUUGUGGAAUGCAGCCCUGGGGUCCUGCAAUCUAAUGCUGCUUUAAGAAGGAGCCUUGGGGGUAGAGGCUCCAGGGUGGGCUUGGUCUGAUGUGGCAUCCUGAAGGAUCCUGUUCUCUUCUGCCCUGAAGAAGAAAUCCUCUUCCACAAAGCCUCCCCUCUGCGGUCUCUCCCUGGUGCUUGGGCCUGGAGAGAAAUGAAGAAAGCAGGACACCUGGGUUCCCACCCCAGGCCACCACACAGACACCAAGCCCCCUAUACUCAUGAUCCUGGAGGGCCUCGGGCGGCAGGGGAUGUGUUCUACAGGGCACCUUCCUCAGCUGCUUUGCACUCAGCAUAGACCUCCACUCUGACCUGCCCUGAUUUUUCAACUGGGGAAGAACAAGCAAUAUGUCCAGAGGCACAGAGAUUUUAAAGGUGCACUGUGUGUAUGGGACUGCUAGCAUCUGUGGCGGGAAUCCCUGGGUGGUGAAAAUGGUUAAUGAUCUUGACUGUUAACUAAAAGGUUAGUGGUUUGAGCCCAUUCAGAGGCACCUUAAGAGAAAAGCCUGGUGACCUACUUCCAAAAAAUCAGCCAUCAAAAACCCUACAGAACAUUGUUCUACUCUGAGACACAUGAGGUCACCAUGAGUCGGAAUAGAUUGACAGCAGCUAGCUUAUAGCAUAUGGGUAGAACAUGGUAGAAUGGCCAGUGUGGCUGAAGAAGUAAAGCAGGUUCAGAGCAUGAAGGACCUCAAAUGCCAGGCUAGGAGUUACGGACUUUGGAUGGAUGGUGGUCAGAGCCAUUGAAGGUUUUUAGAGCAAGAGACCAGUGACCUGACUGAGCGUGUUCCUGAAGGUCAGCCUGGCAGCUUGGAGGGUCCCAGCUAGUGUGGAUGAGAGAAGAAGGAGCCCCCUGACACCUUCUCUGCAUCUGGAACCCAGAGGGGAGCACAGACUCAAAAGACACACUGGAAUAUGAACUGAUAGCCUUGGUGACCUGAUUUAUUACACAUGCUGGAUGAGGGAGAGGGAACAGUUGAAGAGGCUUGCAUGAUUCCUGGCUGAGCACACGUUGAUUUCAUUAACCUUGAAAGAGAAUCUGGGAGGAUAAUCAGGCUGGGGGUGGGAGGAGGAAAAUUAAGAGUUCAUUUUUAGACAUGGUGAAAUUUGAGGGACCUGAGGGACAUCCAUGUGCGAGUGGAGAUGUCCAGUAGCAAUUGGAUAUAUGGAUAUGGAGCUAAGGAGAGAGGUCUCAGCCAACAAUAUAGAUUUCCAAGUCACCAGUAAUGGAAGCCUGGGGAACCCUCUUGCAAAUCAAAUAAUCACACCUCAUCUAUGUUUUGGAAAUCCAGACUUUUACACAUCAGUUUUGCUUUAAGCAAGGAGACUUUAAGCUGUGCCUUUUGUGAGCCUCCCAGGCAUGGUGGCUUAGGCAAGGAGGCUUUAAACUGUGUCCUUUGUGAGCCCUCCAGGUGUGGUAGUUUAGGCAAGGAGUCUUUAAGCCAUGCCCUUUGUGAGCCCCCCAGGCAUGGUGGCUGCUUAGUGCCUUUCCCCUACAGUCCUUCGCCACCUGGCCCAGGUGCUGGAGGCAGAACACAUGGCAUCAAAUGAAUACUCCCAUAGACCCAGCGUUCCCCAAGUGCUUCCUAAGCCCUGAGGACCUGGCUUAAUGACCCCUGGUUUGGACUGUAGCAGCUGUUAGCUGGGUUAGAAGGGAUCAGGUUAGUAUCUCCUCACCCUGAACUACCUAUCUCUUUGACUUGUAUCCUCACACUGGGACUAUAACAUUUGUCAUAUUGUGGUGGUUUGUGUGUUGCUGUGAUGCUGGAAGCUAUGCCAGCAGUAUUUCAAAUACCAGCAGGAUCACCCACGGUGGACAGGUCUCAUAGAGCUUCUAGACUAGGAGAGUCCAUGAAGAAAGGCCUGGUAAUUUAUGUCCAAAAAUUAGCCAAUGAAUGACAACAGAACAUUGCCCAACUCAUUUGCUUUGGGCACGUUCAUCAGAAGGGAUCAGUUGGUGAUAUUUGGUGAAGCAGAAGGCCAGCAAGGACCAGGGAGACCCUCCACUGGCACAAUAGCCACAACAGUGGACUUGAACGUGCUGGCAAUUGUGAGGAUGACCCAGAACCAGGCAACAUUUUAGUCUGUUGUACAUAAGGUCACCAGGAGUCAGAGUCAACUCAGCAGCAGCUCUCUAAUAAUUUUUAAAAUGUAAGAAAUGAAAAAAAUAUAUAUCUUAUAUAUAUAUGAGAAAUGACUUCCAUUCUCAAAGCAGUAUUAGCUGACCUAGGCUUCUGAACAGCUCUGUGCUAACAAGCCAGCAUUACAGCACUCUGUGCCCAUGGCCCAGGCUCUGACACCAACCCUGAAUGUGGAAAGGGGAAUAAAUACUACCGUGACCUAGCAGCAGGAGGAAGCUACCCCGAGGACCCUGCCAGUGCCACUGACUGCCCACAGUGGAGUCUCCACAUGCUAUCAGCCAGACAGAAAUAUUUUUAGGCUUUCUAGAAAGAUUUCAUUUCACAGUUUUUCUGAAAGGUUCUAAUUAACUGCAGCGAGCCAAAGAAUGCAUUUUUAAAAAUAAAAGUGGGGGAAGGAGAGAGAACCAAUCACCACAGUUCUGUCAUUCCUUUUGGUAGGGGGAUACAUGCCAUCCAGGUGGCUGGGGGAGGGGAAGGAGGGACUGGGGAAACCUCAUUCCAAGUGGAUCAAAGGAGAAUGAGGAGCUAGAAGCACAUUCUCUCCUCAUGGUGCAGCCCCAUCCCCGCUUCUCAACAACAAAGGUUCAUCUCCCGGAGCCCGGGAGUCCCAGGGACCUAAAGGAAACCAUACCAGGGGAGAGUGGGACAGCCAAGAUCUAUUAUUGCUGGAUAUUUUUAGAGUCCCCAGAGGCAGAGAAGCUGUAGGGACUGCUGGUUCCUCAUGCCACUGGCUCCUUCCUCUCCAAGUUGUCCUUCCUCCCCCUACACCCACCCCCAACACUCAGAGAUGCCUCUGAGCCACCUGGACUAUCUCACCUUUGAGUUAUUUCAAGUAUCCUGCUUAUUUUUAUUCAUAAAGUGGGAUAUUUUGUUCCCAGGAAAGGGAGUCAGAGCACAGACAAGGUGGCAGGGUGAAACAGGAGCCCAGUCAAGAGUGUUCACAGCCUGGGCUGGCUGGGAGGGAAGGAGCCCGCACCAUUUAAGCCUACAGAGAGGACAGAAGGCCAGGAGCUCUGAGUUCUAGUCCUGACUCUGCAGCCCACUCACUGAGAGUCCAGCAAGGUGGGCAGCAAAUAGGCUGGGCAUGGAGGGAAGGAGAACCACCCCUGGUCCUCACCCCACUGUCACCUUCUUCUCUGUUCUCUGUCACCUGGAGACUUGUGGCCGAGUUUGUGGCAGGGCUCAUGGUGCCCACAUCAGAAGGGAAAAGUGUCCCUUGCAAGGGGAGGGGAGGUGGGGUGAAGGCUCCAGAGCCUUUGACAGCAUUUCCAUCUGUACUCACCUGUCACCUCUGCCCAGGGGUAGCUAACCCCCACCGCCCACAGGACCACCCCGUCAGCAUGUGCAGGGCUCGGGGGGGGGGCCUUCAAAAGUGUCCAAGGACGUGGAGGCUGCGGAUCUUCCCAGAGACCCCAUCAGGAGAUUCUGGUGGGCUCUUGAUCUUGGUCAAGGCCCUUUCUCUCCCCGUCCUUGCCUUUCUUAUGGUAUAUUCAGAAGAGUACUGAAUUUUUCACAACUGUGUGUACACAUUGUUCUUGGCCUUGGCUACAUCCCCAACUUGUCUAGGUCUCGUUCUUCUCACUGUAAAAUAAGGAUCUUGAGGGACGAUCCCCUGAGACCCUUUUAGUUUUGAAUUUCUGUAUUUUCUCUGCUGCCCAGGAUUGAACUCCCCUCAAAUUUCCCCUGCUUCAGAUACCUACGGACCACAAAGUAUGAGCUUAUUCUCUGAGAUCUGGGGGGUUCCAAAGAGUUGCAUUUCUCCAAGAACUUGAUUCCCAGAUAGAAGCUUACACCUGGGGGAACCUGGUUCUGCAGCUCCUUUUCCUGUUGGAUCAGAGCAGGAGACUGUGUCAGCAUUUGGUGACUGAAUUAUGGAAUGAAUAAGCAAAUGAUCCUUGCCAACAGAAAGCCAGAAAAGACUUGGAAAGUCCUAGUUAGUUCCUCUUGGUCCUCACAUGUAUCACAGGAUUUUUUUUCACAAAACAUCAAACACACUUUCCUUCUUUGAUCCACCCCUACAGUGAGACAUAAUCUUGGACUCCUCUGAGUUCCCACAGCUUUCUCCCUGUGUCUGUCUUAUCACUGUACUCCCUGGACCAGCGUUAUUUAUGUUCUCCCUGUAUCUCAUCAUACUCGACUGUGUGUCCCUUGAGGGCAAAUAUCUAGUUGUAUUCAUCACUGUGCCCCUACAGGGCUUAGCACUCAGGAGUGGCAAUGAUAACACCUCACAAUUACAAAGCCCUUUCUGGUUUACAGAAUGCUCCCAAACACAUCAUCUAUUUGGAGCUCACAAGUUCCCUGUGAAGUUGGUAGAGAUGAUUAUCCCACUUCAUAACUAAGAAGAACUGAGGUUCAGAGAGAGUGUGUGACUUGCCCACAGUCAGGUGGAAUCAGCUGAAUUCACUAAUUCAACUAUAGUGAAUUAGAGACACAUCUGAAACAAUGAUUUUCUGUCUCCAAGUCCUGUAUUCUUUCUGAUAAUUGGGUUGUUUUUAAUAAUCUAUUGUAAUGGAUGGAUAGAUGGGUGGGUGGAUGGGUGGUUGGAUGGAUAGGUGCAUGGGUGGAUGGGUGGAUAGGUGGGUGGAUGGAUGGAUGGGUGGAUGGGUGGAUGGAUGAGUGGAUGAAUGAGUGGAUGGAUGAGUGGAUGGAUGGAUGGAUGAGUGGAUGGAUGGAUGGAUGGAUGGAUGGAUGGAUGGAUGGAUGGAUGGA
Molecule: messenger RNA, 25707 nt
Organism: Loxodonta africana (African savanna elephant)
Lineage: Eukaryota; Metazoa; Chordata; Mammalia; Proboscidea; Elephantidae
Gene: PLXNA2
Product: plexin A2
Exons: 13
Coding region: 144-2807 (887 amino acids)
Biological process (GO): regulation of cell shape; semaphorin-plexin signaling pathway involved in axon guidance; positive regulation of axonogenesis
Cellular component (GO): plasma membrane; semaphorin receptor complex
Molecular function (GO): protein binding; semaphorin receptor activity
Source: RefSeq, a predicted model, not a curated record